AGAGCGCCAGAAAACAAGCUUGAGCGGGUGUUGCUGAAGUGUCCCUGGACAGACUGUCCCUUAUGACAGGAGUAUUGAUAUAAGCUGAGUGGAGCUACCCGCUACUUUUGACGAGGGAAAAAGCUGCUAUGUUGGGCUGAAGACGAUACGUAGUGAUAAGUCUGUAAAGCUGAGCCACAUUGGAAUAUUUCAUUCAUUCAUUCAACAGCUGUAAAGGUUUUCCCAAAUGGAAGUGGAAUGUCUGGCGCUGGAAGACCUCACAAGUCCGAGGAAAAGUUUCUCAGUGCAGCCAGAGGAAGAUGAAGGUCAAAGUGAACAAAAAGAAAACRUGCACACAGACAGAAGAAGAUCAACGCCGCUGAAGUCAACCGAGUCGCCUGUCCCCGUUCUGCUGGCAAACAAGAAAAGCUCGGCGCCCGAUCUGACCCCCAUCAAACAAACUGUCCUGGCAGAACCCUGGACCCCCACGGCUAAUCUGAAGAUGCUGAUCAGUGCUGCUAGUCUGGACAUGCAGGACAGAGAGAUGAAAAAGGUGCUGUUCAGACCGAUAGAGAACGAUAAAGAUAAGUCUGUGAGCUCGGACACUCUCGAGGAUCCGGAGGUGGAAGAUGCUUCUCGGUUUGAAGAGGAAGACGGAGAGAAAAAGCCAAGCAGGAAGCAGAAAAGUUUGGGUCUGCUUUGCCAGAAGUUCCUGGCUCUUUAUCCAGACUACCCCGGACCUCACAGUUCCAUCUGGAUCUCACUGGAGGAGGUGGCAAACAAUCUGGGAGUGGAGCGCCGGCGGAUCUACGAYAUUGUCAACGUGCUCGAGUCUCUGUCCAUCGUGGGCCGGUUAGCUAAGAACAGCUACACCUGGCACGGCCGGCAGCGGCUGCAGGAGACGCUGGAGGAGCUGCAGCGGAGAGGCCGGGAGCAGGGUUACCACCUCCAGAUGGAUCUGACCACUGAGACAAGGACGACCGGACAGAGCCGAGAGGAUGAUGGGGGGGAGGGAGACCCUGGGAAUGCUGGGAGCAACAGAAAGGACAAAUCUCUGCGCAUCAUGAGUCAGAAGUUUGUCAUGCUUUUCCUGGUGUCUAAAACUCAGACUGUAACUCUGGACGCAGCAGCGAAGGUCCUCAUCGAGGAGAGUCAGGACUCCUCGAGUCACAGCAAGUAUAAAA
This is a messenger RNA of Austrofundulus limnaeus, 1163 nucleotides long. Its product is annotated as transcription factor E2F7. Gene Ontology annotation, biological process: regulation of transcription by RNA polymerase II. The record is from RefSeq and is a predicted model, not a curated record. Lineage: Eukaryota; Metazoa; Chordata; Actinopteri; Cyprinodontiformes; Rivulidae. Gene Ontology annotation, cellular component: RNA polymerase II transcription regulator complex. Gene Ontology annotation, molecular function: RNA polymerase II cis-regulatory region sequence-specific DNA binding; DNA-binding transcription factor activity, RNA polymerase II-specific.